AUGCGGAGGAGCCUGAAGAAGGGGAAGAGGUGCAAGAAGGGGAAAAAGGGCAAGAAAUGCAAGAAGGGGAAGAAGGGGAAAAAGAAUGCAAGCAAGGCAGCAGCACCUGGUGGGGCGGCACCUGGUGCUGAGACCCCUGUCGACACUGGUGCUGAUUCAGUUGGCUCUGAUGGCGCGCCUGGUCGCAGCAUGGUGGAGGUCGACCAGCUCCCCCCGCUGGCGGAGGGAGAUGCUGAUGCUGAUGCUGCGGACACGCGGAGGAGCCUGAAGAAGGGGAAGAAGUGCAAGAAGGGGAAAAAGGGCAAGAAAUGCAAGAAGGGGAAGAAGGGGAAAAAGAAUGCAAGCAAGGCAGCAGCACCUGGUGGGACAACACCUGGUGCUGAGACCCCUGCCGACGCUGGUGCUGAUUCAGUUGGCUCUGAUGGCGCGCCUGGUCGCAGCAUGGCGGAGGUCGACCAGCUUCCCCCGCUGGCGGAGGGAGAUGCUGAUGCUAAUGCUGCGGACACGCGGAGGAGCCUGAAGAAGGGGAAGAAGUGCAAGAAGGGGGAAAAGGGCAAGAAAUGCAAGAAGGGGAAAAAGGGCAAGAAAUGCAAGAAGGGGAAGAAGGGGAAAAAGAACGCAAGCAAGGCAGCAGCACCUGGUGGGACGGCACCUGGUGCUGAGACCCCUGCCGACGGUGGUGCUGAUUCAGUUGGCUGUGAUGGCGCGCCUGGUCGCAGCAUGGCGGAGGUCGACCAGUUUCCCCCGCUGGCGGAGGGAGAUGCUGAUGCUGAUGCUGCGGACACGCGGAGGAGCCUAAAGAAGGGGAAGAAGUGCAAGAAGGUGAAAAAGGUUGGCUCUGAUGGCGCGCCCGGUCGCAGCAUUGCGGAGGUCGACCAGCUCCCCCCGCUGGCGGAGGGAGAUGCUGAUGCUGAUGCUGCGGACACCCGGAGGAGCCUGAAGAAGUGCGAGAAGCGCGAGAAGCACGAGAAGCCGCGUGAGCUGAACGAGAAGGGCGGGAAGCGUGAGGAGGGCGCGAAGCGCGAGGAGGGAAAGAAGCACUAG
Molecule: messenger RNA, 1044 nt
Organism: Closterium sp. NIES-65
Lineage: Eukaryota; Viridiplantae; Streptophyta; Zygnematophyceae; Desmidiales; Closteriaceae
Source: the annotation of a GenBank genome assembly